This is a messenger RNA of Malus domestica (apple), 3044 nucleotides long. Its product is annotated as ATPase 11, plasma membrane-type-like. Gene Ontology annotation, cellular component: plasma membrane. NCBI's taxonomy places the organism in Eukaryota, Viridiplantae, Streptophyta, Magnoliopsida, Rosales, Rosaceae. Gene Ontology annotation, molecular function: P-type proton-exporting transporter activity; ATP binding; ATP hydrolysis activity. The record is from RefSeq and is a predicted model, not a curated record. Gene Ontology annotation, biological process: proton export across plasma membrane; regulation of intracellular pH.
CUAUCUUUGCGUUCCCGGUGGGGGACAAGACAAUCGAGCUGCGAUGGAUGCCCUUGAGACUAUUUUGAAGGAAGCUGUUGAUCUGGAGAACAUACCCGUUGAGGAAGUCUUCGAAAAUUUGAAAUGUACAGCUGAGGGUCUCAGUACUGACGAGGUACAAAAGCGGUUGGAGAUGUUUGGCUACAACAAACUUGAAGAGAAAAAGGAGAGCAAACUACUCAAAUUUCUGGGAUUUAUGUGGAACCCUUUGUCUUGGGUUAUGGAAGCAGCUGCGUUAAUGUCCAUAUGUCUUGCGCACGGAGGCGGACUGGGUAUGGAUUAUCACGAUUUCGUGGGUAUCAUUAUAUUACUCAUAGUUAAUUCAACUAUAAGUUUUAUAGAGGAAAACAAUGCUGGUAAUGCAGCUCAAGCCCUUAUGGCAAGACUGGCUCCAAAGGCGAAGGUUUUACGAGAUGGAAAAUGGAGUGAGGAAGAUGCUUCUGUGCUGGUUCCUGGAGACAUUAUCAGUAUCAAAUUGGGUGAUAUUAUUCCUGCUGAUGCUCGUUUGCUCGAAGGAGAUGCUUUAAAAAUUGAUCAGUCCGCUCUUACAGGAGAGUCACUUCCAGUAACUAAGAAUGCCGGUGAUGGUGUAUACUCUGGUUCAACAUGUAAACAAGGUGAACUUGAAGCGGUUGUCAUUGCAACUGGAGUACAUGCCUUCUUCGGAAAAGCUGCCCAUCUUGUUGAAAACACAACUCAUGUUGGGCACUUUCAGCAGGUCUUAACAUCUAUUGGAAACUUUUGCAUUUGUUCAAUAGCCACUGGACUUGUGAUUGAGCUCAUUGUCUUCAUUUGUCAAAAAAGAGGUUAUCGUCCUUCGGUAGACAACCUUCUUGUUCUACUUAUCGGUGGCAUCCCAAUUGCUAUGCCAACAGUUCUGUCUGUCACCAUGGCCAUUGGUUCUCAUCGGUUGGCUCAGCAGGGUGCAAUUACCAAGAGAAUGACAGCUAUUGAAGAAAUGGCUGGGAUGGAUGUGCUCUGCAGUGAUAAAACUGGAACUUUAACUCUCAACAAACUAACAGUGGACAAGAAUUUGAUAGAGGUGAUAAUCUUGAUCCUCACCUCCAUUUGCAGGGCUUCAAGAUUGGAAAAUCAAGAUGCUAUUGAUGCAGCAAUUGUUGCCAUGCUAGCUGAUCCUAAGGAGGCUCGCGCGGGGAUUACAGAAGUUCACUUCCUUCCAUUCAAUCCAACUGAUAAGAGGACAGCACUUACAUACAUAGACACAACCGGUAACAUGCACAGAGUGAGCAAAGGUGCACCAGAGCAGAUACUCAAUUUGGCAAGCAACAAAUCAGAAAUUGAAAAAAGGGUACAUACAGUAAUUGAAAAAUUCGCAGAGCGUGGACUUCGAUCCCUUGCUGUUGCACGGCAGGAAGUUCCUGCUGGUACGAAAGACAGUCCCGGUGGACCUUGGGAGUUUGUCGGUCUUCUCCCCCUAUUUGAUCCACCACGUCAUGACAGCGCUGAAACUAUUAGAAGAGCUCUAGAUUUGGGUGUGAGUGUUAAAAUGAUCACGGGUGAUCAACUGGCAAUUGGAAAAGAAACUGGGAGACGACUUGGGAUGGGCACAAACAUGUAUCCAUCAUCGGCGUUGCUUGGUGAAAAUAAGAAUAGCAUAGAUGGAACUCUAGUAAUUGAUGAACUCAUUGAGAAUGCUGAUGGUUUUGCUGGUGUAUUUCCUGAACAUAAAUAUGAGAUCGUUCAGCGAUUACAAGGUAAGAAGCACAUAGUCGGAAUGACAGGUGAUGGAGUCAAUGAUGCACCAGCAUUGAAGAAAGCAGACAUAGGAAUUGCUGUCGCCGAUGCCACAGAUGCAGCCCGUGGUGCAUCUGAUAUAGUACUGACAGAACCUGGUUUGAGUGUGAUUAUCAGUGCUGUUUUGACAAGCCGUGCGAUCUUUCAAAGAAUGAAGAAUUACACAAUAUACGCAGUAUCUAUAACAAUACGUAUUGUGCUCGGUUUCUUGUUGCUUGCGGUAUUCUGGAAAUUUGAUUUCCCUCCUUUUAUGGUCCUAAUCAUUGCCAUUCUUAAUGAUGGUACUAUUAUGACGAUAUCCAAGGACAGGGUUAAGCCAUCUCCAGUUCCUGACAGUUGGAAGCUGAGUGAAAUCUUUGCAACCGGGAUUGUGUUAGGCAGUUAUCUUGCCGUUACCACAGUUAUAUUCUUCUCGAUCAUUUACGAUACUAAAUUUUUUCCGAAAAAAUUCGGUGUAGAAGAUAUCUUCAAUGAGAAUCUCUAUUAUACCAACGGGACCCUCAAUCCGGGAAUGAAUGCCAAGCUAUCAUCUGCUCUGUACCUUCAAGUUAGCACCAUCAGCCAGGCUCUAAUUUUUGUCACUCGCUCCCGAGGAUGGUCAUUCCUGGAAGUACCUGGUCUGCUUCUGCUUAGUGCUUUCGUAAUUGCUCAACUGAUUGCUACAUUAAUAUCUGCUUUAGUAACAUGGAAAAUUGCUAGAAUUCAAGCAAUCGGCUGGAAAUGGUGUGGUGUCGUAUGGAUAUACAACAUUCUAAUCUACAUGCUACUUGAUCCUGUCAAGAUUUUCGUUCGAUAUGCACUCAGCGGGAGGGCUUGGAGUUUGGUAUUGAACAAAAGAACGGCUUUCAACACCCAAAAGGACUUCGGUAAAGAGUUCCGUGAGGCUGCAUGGGCGGCAGAACAGCGGACGGUCCAUGGCCUCCCAUCUAUGGAGGCAAAGAACAUUCCUGAGAGGCACACAUUCAGGGAUGUUAGCAUCAUGGCUGAAGAAGCCAGGAGACGUGCAGAGAUUGCAAGACUAAGGGAGCUUCACACUCUGAAGGGGAAGGUCGAGUCCUUUGCAAAGCUAAGGGGUUUAGACAUCGAAACGAACCCAAAUUACACUAUCUAAGUCAUUUUCUAGUGUAAUUCUGGCCACCCUAUUUUCCUUCCAACUGUUACUAUUUUGAUAUUUCUUGCCCUUUUUGUUUUGUUUCCUUUCCUGUAUUCUUAAUUAUCUUUUUACUUGUGUUGUAUGGAUUUGAUGGACA